This is a messenger RNA of Papaver somniferum (opium poppy), 1641 nucleotides long. RefSeq lists its product as uncharacterized. Bases 1 to 1641 code for a protein of 546 amino acids. The record is from RefSeq and is a predicted model, not a curated record. NCBI's taxonomy places the organism in Eukaryota, Viridiplantae, Streptophyta, Magnoliopsida, Ranunculales, Papaveraceae. The transcript is spliced from 4 exons. Gene Ontology annotation, molecular function: RNA-DNA hybrid ribonuclease activity; nucleic acid binding.
AUGAAGCCCUUAAUGGAGAAGAUUAUAUCUCCAACACAGGCUGCUUUUGUUCCGAAAAGGUAUAUAAAUGAUAACAUAGUGAUUGUUCAUGAGUUAAUUCACUCAAUGAAGAAAUCAAAAAAGAAACAGGGGUUAGUGGUACUCAAGAUAGAUAUGUCGAAGGCAUUUGAUAGUGUAGAAUGGGGGUUUGUUCUAAAAAUGAUGUCGUCUCUAGGCUUCUCUGAGGAUUGGUGUACUAUCAUUUAUCAGUGUCUCUCCACAACAACUGUGUCAAUAAGAAUAAAUGGUAGUAAUUACAACUCUUACAUUCCAUCGAGGGACGACUGCAUCUUUUUCUUUCAAGCUGACGAUAAAAAUAUUGAGCAAGUGAAAGCAUGUCUGCAGAAUUUUAGUUCUUUCUCAGGUCAGCUGAUUAACUUCUCAAAAUCGUCAGCUUAUGUUACAGAAUUCCCUAACAAUUCAUGGAUCUGGAAGGGAUUAGAGGUGGGUCUUCACUAUGUUAAAAAGUUCCACAUAUGGGAUGUUCGUAGAGGUUCCAAAAUCUUAGUGUGGUAUGAUAAAUGGGUAAUUGGGUUGGAUUCCCCACCAACUCCUAGAGAUUAUUUUAGAGAGCCUGCAAGGGUGGUGUUAGUCUCUGACUUGAUGCUAGACAAUCCAAGAAGAUGGAAUGAACAGUUAGUUUGGGAUCUGUUUCCAGAUAAUAUAACAAGCCUAAUCUUGCAAAUGAGAAUACCUCAGCAAGGAAGUGAUAGGAUUAUUUGGGAACCAAGUAGGAAUGGAGAAUUUUCAGUCAAGUCGACUUACAAGGCUCUAUCUAAUAUACAACAACACGCUUAUCUUCCUUCAGGAAUGAACUGGAAAAGUUUGUGGAAAACUGAUGCACCACAUAAAAUAAAUCUGUUUAUCUGGAAGUGUUUGAAAGGAAUAGUGCCAACAAGAGUAAUUCUUAGUAAGUAUAAUUCCAGUAUAGACACAAUAUGUCCUAGGUGUGCUCGAGCUGAGGAAACGUUACAACAUCUUAUUCUUGAUUAUGAUCACUCAAGAUCAGUGUGGUUAUCUAUGAAUAUAAAUGUCGCAGUACUACAACAACAACAAACUCCAGUUUCUGAUUGGAUAGAAACUUGGUCUCCACCACAACUUGGAGUUCUUAAAAUAAACAUGGAUGCAACUUUUGAUUACUUUACCAAAACUAUUAGCAUUGGUUUACUAAUCCGAGAUUCUACAGGGUACUGUCAUGGAGCCAGGUGCAGAUUCUUCAAUGGAGGAAUAGAUGUUGAGGAAGCGGAGUGCUUAGCCAUGAAAGAAGCCAUCCCAUGGGCUAAGCAAUGCAUUGAUUCAGAAGUGAUCCUAGAAAGUGACAACCUUAAUGUAAUUAACUCUAUUAAGCAUGCCAAUACUUCGGUCCACUGGAGGAACCAAGGUAUUGUAGAUGAAAUAAGGCACAUGCUCUCUUAUGUUACUUGUUUUAUUUUGAACCAUGUAAGGAGAUCAACAAACAAAGCUGUUCAUGUUAUUGCUAAGACUGCUAGAUUGAACAGGUUAUCGUUGGAUUAUCAUAUUAACAUCCCAGAAACUUUUUGUUCUGUAAUCAGGGAUGAUCAACAAGCCUGUCAAUCUAAGUUGUGUAAAAAUAUUAAGUAA